CAUGAGCUCCAGUUCAGAGAGGAGGUCUUCCUACCGCCGUCAUUUUGACAGCACCUUAACCGACAGCCAAGUUAGUAGGGUGUGCAGCGUGUCUCCCACUCGUCAUCGAUCAGUGAGCCUCACCCGGAGUGGAAGAACCAUGGAGCGGAGGGUCACCUCUGGGAAGUCUCGCCUAACCAGUGCGAGUGUGUGCUAUGGUAUGUCCAUGGGACUUGGACCAAAGCUGGACUUGGAUGCGGCUGCAGCAGAGAACCAGGCUUUCAUGACCACCCGAACCAGCGAGAGGCAAGAGAUGGUGGCUCUGAAUGAUCGCCUGGCGGCCUACAUCGAAAAGGUUCGUACGCUGGAGUCCAAAAACAAAAUGUUAGAGGCUGAGAUUGAGGCCCUGAAGGGCUGCCAGGUCCGCCCAUCCGGCCUCAGGCAGCUGUAUGAAUCCCAACUAAGGGAUCUCAACCGUGUCACCGACCAAACACGAGUCCAGAGGGACUUCUCUGUGGCUGCACGGGAGGCAAUGUUGGGCCAGCUCAACCUGCUGAAGAGCAAGUAUGAAGACGCUGUGGAAGCUCGGAAGAAGACUGAGAGCGAGAUUGACACCCUUCGCCCGGAUGUGGACAAAGCCACAUCAACACGCAUCAUGUUGGAGAAACAGCUGGAGAAUCUGGAGGUGGAGAUGGAUUUCCUGGAGAGGGUUCAAAAAGAGGAAAUCGAGGAGCUGAUGCAGAAGAUCUCCUCAGCCACCUCUAAAAUUGACCUGACCUUUGGUGUUCCGGAUCUGGCCUCCGCUCUAAAGCAGAUCCAGUCUCAGUACGACUGCAUCGCCGCUAAAAACCUCCAGGACAUGGACGCUUGGUACAAAGCAAAGUUUCAGGACCUGAGCAACGCCUCCAGCAAGCACGUCCAAAGUUUUCGCAGUCUGAGGGAGGAGAUGGGCUGUUACAAGAAGGAUAUUCUCAUCAAGGAGCGAGAGCUGGAUGCACUCAAGACAAGGAACGCAUACUUGGAGGCUCUGAUUCGUGACUCUUUGGACAAAUACAAGGAGAAAGAGCAAGAACUGCAGGAGCGCAUCGAAGCGCUCAAGCUGGAGUUGAAGGUGACCAAGGAGAAGAUCGCUUUGCUUCUCCGAGAACAUCAGGAUUUGCUGAACGUCAAGAUGGCUCUGGAGAUUGAGAUUACAACCUACAGGAAACUGAUUGAAGGUGAAGACCACCGUCUGAGCACGAUGGUCUGCAGCCUGUCUCUGAGUCCAGCAUCCACAACACUGGUGGUCUCAGACAGUGACCCCUCCCCACCGGUGGCUGUCGACGCACCCGCGAUGGAGGUGGAGGGAGCUCCGAGUGGCAGUGAAGCUGGCGCGGAGGACGCCACACCGCCAUCCGAAAGAGCCAAUGAGGACAAGGCCACGGAAACGUCUGAAAGGACAGUUAGGACAGACGAGGAAACUAACGAGAGCGACACACAUGAGCGUACCUUCAGCACUUCCGAAACUGCUGCUGCUGCUGCUGACGCAACGGAAGAAUAAAACUACCCAACCUCCCCCCACUUAGCAACCUGAUAUUCUAUCUAACGUGCUUCACUCC
Molecule: messenger RNA, 1577 nt
Organism: Dunckerocampus dactyliophorus (ringed pipefish)
Lineage: Eukaryota; Metazoa; Chordata; Actinopteri; Syngnathiformes; Syngnathidae
Gene: ngs
Product: notochord granular surface
Exons: 11
Coding region: 2-1519 (505 amino acids)
Biological process (GO): skeletal muscle organ development
Cellular component (GO): sarcolemma; cell-cell junction; intermediate filament
Source: RefSeq, a predicted model, not a curated record